This is a messenger RNA of Cyclocybe aegerita, 1611 nucleotides long. The record is from the annotation of a GenBank genome assembly. NCBI's taxonomy places the organism in Eukaryota, Fungi, Basidiomycota, Agaricomycetes, Agaricales, Hemipholiotaceae.
AUGUUCAGCCCCGGCGAUAGCGGACCUCCGCCUCUUGUCGACGCGAACCCACCACCAUUCAUCCCGCCGCCUUUCGGAGCGAGCAACGGCGGGCAGCCAGGGUUCUUUGACGCGUUUCCUGGUGCGAGAGGGGGUGGAGGAGGAGGAGAUACUAGUAAUGACUGGAUACCCGGCAGAGGAACACCGUAUCCGACACAACGACCGCCGCCCUCAGCAAUAUCAUGGGGCGCCGCAACCCCAGCCAUGGGUCCUAACGCGUCCUCACCGUGGACGUAUGGCAACUACGUCCCAGCCUCUGCACCAGCCUGGCCUCCUCCUGGUGCAACGACACCCGUCUGGGGUAACCCCAUGACACCAACCACACCCUGGGGCGCAACACCCGCACCGACGUGGGGUGCAUCGCCUGGUGCAACGUCGUGGGGUGUGCCUGCUACACCGGCAAACUAUCCGCCGUGGAGCGCCCCGCCUGUGCAAGUGCAAGCACCACAGCCGCGCGGAGGUGGAGGUGGAGGGUGGUUUGGUGGUCCGAGCGCACCUGGGACGCCGUAUGACUCUGACCAGCCGAUUACGGCCGGGUGGUUCGGGGCUGGUGCUGGUGCUGGUGCUGUUGGAGGUGGUGGAGGUGGAGGUGGAGGUGGAGAAGGAGUUUGGGGAGAGCAGAGAGGUUGGGGUGACAAUUGGGCUGGAGGAUGGGGGCGGCAAUCGCAUACACCUGGACCUGAGCUGGAGAGGAAGCGAAGCGGACGGAGUCGCCACAGAAGUCACUCGCAAAGCGCGAUGAAGCGCUCCAACUCGAUGGGUGCGGACGACGGGCGGGUGCAACGGUCGACAUCGUGGGGAGGGGCGAAUGCAUGGGGUCGUUGGAACGAUACUGGAAAUGGGUGGGGAAGUACCACGGCGACGUGGGGUUCGCAGCCGGCUUGGGCUGGAGGAGAGUCGCGGUACCCGCAAUCUGCGUUCCCAGGAUACGCUCAGGGCGAUUUGUUCGAUGAGCGAAAUUUGGCCAGGCGGCCAAGGGACUGGCGGGCGGACUACAACCCACGGGGUAUUGCGCUGGCGACGUACCUACCCAGAGUGGGCAGGAAUCGGUCUGAUGUCAAAGAAUGGGCCGACGUAACGCGACGCGCCCUACACCCGCUUCUACACUUCCAGCCCUCCGCCCCUCCCGUCUUCUUCGACCUCCGCCCGCCCACCCUCGCACCAACCUCCAUCGCCUUCCUCAAUCUCCCUCGCCAACCGAACAACAUCGACUUUGCCCAGCUCGCCUUCCAGCCCUCUGCACCCUUCGCCCGCUUAUACCACCCCAAACUCCCCUGGUACGUCGACGUCCACCAAAACCACCCGAGCGGCAUCACCGUCUGGGACGUCCUCGAGCAGCUGCACGCGCAGUUGCAGACACCCAUACACCCGCGGCAUUUUUGGAACGAGGAGCUGGGCGAGCAGGAGCGGCUGGCGAUUACGCUGGCGUUCCAGGCGAGGUGUGGGCAGGACAGGACGUUGGUGGGUCGGGGUGUCGUUCAGCUGGAUUUCUUGGGGAAGAAGGUUGUGUUUGAGGGAUUGGCAAGGGGUCCGAAGGGGCUUUGGGAGAUCAAGGCGACGAGGGGGGAGUGA